CCACCAUUAUUGAACUCCCAUUCUUUCUUUCUUUCUUUCUUUAGAUCCACCCCCACACAACACAAACACACACAAACACUCAGUUAAUGUCAUAUAUUUGAGAAAUAUAUUCUCUGUCUCUAACACACACAUACUAACACAUAGCUCACCCUAUUGCACUCUAAUGUUGACAAACCACAUAUUUUGACUUUCACAAAUCAUCCAAACUUGUUUCCCCUUUAGUUGACUUCUAUCUUCAGGUGAGUUUAUUCCUGAUAUAAUCCUGCUAGACGCAGUAAGGGUCAUCUACAAAUAUCAAUAUGUAUAGGCACUCACCUGUUAGAAACCCGAGGUCCAAAGGAAUUAAGAUAAAACAUGUUUUGCAAGGUUUUUUGUUGCUUGCGAUUUGCUUCUGGUUAAUCUUUCAAGUCAAAAGGUCUCAUGACAAGAAGAAAGAGUUUGAUGUUCAUGAUAACAAGAUCUCUUUGAGUACUAGUACACGAGGUAGUGAUGAAAUUGUUAAAUUGGGAAGAAAAGAUAUCCAACCAAAAAUAGAGGAAACAAUAAAGGAAAAUGAAAUACAUGAAGAAACACAAGAAGAUGAAGAUGAACAUGAGGAACAUGAAGAUACCAAGCAUGAGGAGGAAGAUCAAGAAGAAGAUAAGUUUGAGGAGGAGAAAGAUGACGGAGGAGGAGGUGGGGAUGACGAGAUUGAUGAAAAUGAACAAGAAAAGUCGGAUGUUGAGAUUGACCGUGAAGAGGUUGACAUCAUAGAUGAAGAUAAGGAGACUGAAGAGCGUGAAGAGAAGGAAACUGAAGAGAAAGAUGGUCAAAGUCAAAGUCAUACUGAAAACGGGGAUUCUACAGUUAACCAUGAUGAAGAUGGAUCCACUGUACAUACAAACGAGGCCCGUGAAGAAAAUUACAAGGCAGAUGAUGCUUCUAGUGCAGUUACUCAUAAUGGUCGCAACCUGGGAACCGAAAAUGAAAGUAAGAAUGGAACUUCAGAUAACUCAAGUGGAGAUGUUGGUCUAGUUGAUAAUGGUCAAACAUCCGAAAACACAACUUCUUCAAAUGUCACCGUGACUCAAGAAAAAGACUAUGAAUCUAUUGUUACUUCCUUAAAUGCUACAUCAUCCGUAAAUUUCCAUGAUAAUGGGCCUCCUUCAGGUACUUCUGUGAUGACCUCUGAUUCCACCGAAUCUCAUAACAUCACAGUUUCAGCGGAGCAGGAUGGUAACUCAAGCGUUGAUGCUUCUGUUGGUAAUCAGUUGGUUCCUAAUACGACACUCACAGAAAUAACAGAAGGGUCAUCUAAUUCAACCGAUGAUACUGAAGAGAAAAGUUUGGAUCCUUCAAAAACAGAGGAUGGAACUAAUGAAGGUGAUAGUGAAGGUGAGAAUUUGGACACUAACAACGUAACAGAAGGAACAGAAGUGAUUUUGGAUUCAGAUGGCAUUGAACGUGAUGCUAUCGAUUCCACUGAUCCAUCACAUUUAGAAGAAAAAGAGGUACGGACGGAUCUAGACACAUUGCCCGAGAUCGAAACAGAGGGUAGCAACAGUGAAGAUACUGCUGCAGAAUGAAACACGACGAAAAAGGUUUUUUUUUGGAGAUGUUAUUGUAUUAAUUUAAAAUUUGUAAUUCUUAUUUCCAACUUGUUUUCCUUCAGAACUUGUUGGUUGUGUGAAAUGUUGGUCAAAAAUGUAGGCUGCUAGUCAAUAUUAAUAGCCCUUUGGUUUGUAAAA
Messenger RNA from Erigeron canadensis, 1727 nucleotides. RefSeq names its product protein starmaker. The record is from RefSeq and is a predicted model, not a curated record. The transcript has 2 exons. NCBI's taxonomy places the organism in Eukaryota, Viridiplantae, Streptophyta, Magnoliopsida, Asterales, Asteraceae. The coding region runs from base 300 to 1565 and encodes 421 amino acids.